UACUUGAGGAAUUCUUGUGGUUUCUUUGUCAUUUAGUGAGAGCCCAGCCAGCUACUGUGGAGGCAAAGCGUCCCUGAGGUUGCCUACAAAGGGCAAUGUUCCAGUGUGCUUUCUCCUCAAGUGUGCUUCAGCCGCACAGCACUUCCUGUUUAUUCAAACAUCUUUUUUACCACUCGGCAACCCCCGCUUCACAGAAACAGCCAGAACCCAUCUACAGCAAGAAGACGGAAAUCCAAAGGCAGACAGUGCGAGCUCACUCCAUCAAACUCUUCAUUUUCUCUGCACUUCAAGUGGCAAGACAGCUUCUCCUUCAGCAGCAACAGCAGCAGCAAGUUAGUGGAUUAAAAUCUCCCAAGAGGAAUGACAAACAACCAGCCCUUCAGGUUCCCGUGUCAGUGGCUAUGAUGACACCUCAAGUUAUCACUCCCCAGCAAAUGCAGCAGAUCCUGCAGCAACAGGUGCUGAGCCCUCAGCAGCUCCAGGUCCUCCUCCAGCAGCAGCAGGCCCUCAUGCUCCAACAGCAGCAGCUUCAAGAGUUUUAUAAAAAACAACAGGAACAGUUGCAGCUUCAACUUUUACAACAACAACAUGCUGGAAAACAGCCUAAAGAGCAGCAGCAGGUGGCUACCCAGCAGUUGGCUUUUCAGCAGCAGCUUCUACAGAUGCAGCAGUUACAGCAGCAGCACCUCCUGUCUCUGCAGCGCCAAGGCCUUCUCACAAUUCAGCCCGGGCAGCCCGCCCUUCCCCUGCAGCCCCUCGCGCAAGGCAUGAUUCCAACUGAACUGCAGCAGCUCUGGAAAGAAGUGACAAGUGCUCAUAGUGCAGAAGAAACCGCAGGCAGCAAUCACAGCAGUUUGGAUCUGACCACGACAUGUGUCUCCUCCUCUGCACCUUCCAAGACCUCCUUAAUAAUGAACCCACAUGCCUCUACCAACGGACAGCUCUCAGUCCACACCCCCAAAAGGGAAAGUUUGUCCCACGAGGAGCACCCCCAUAGCCAUCCUCUCUACGGACAUGGUGUAUGCAAGUGGCCAGGCUGUGAAGCAGUGUGCGAAGAUUUCCAAUCAUUUCUGAAACAUCUCAACAGUGAGCAUGCGCUGGACGAUAGAAGUACAGCUCAAUGUAGAGUACAAAUGCAGGUUGUACAGCAAUUAGAGCUACAGCUUGCAAAAGACAAAGAGCGCCUGCAAGCCAUGAUGACCCAUCUGCACGUGAAGUCAACAGAACCCAAAGCCGCCCCUCAGCCCCUGAAUCUGGUAUCAAGCGUCACACUCUCCAAGUCUGCAUCAGAGGCUUCUCCACAGAGCUUACCUCAUACUCCAACGACCCCAACCGCCCCCAUCACUCCUGUCACCCAAGGCCCCUCCGUCAUCACCACCACCAGCAUGCAUACGGUGGGACCCAUCCGCAGGCGGUACUCAGACAAAUACAACGUGCCCAUUUCUUCAGCAGAUAUCGCGCAGAACCAAGAGUUUUAUAAGAACGCAGAAGUUAGACCACCAUUUACAUACGCAUCUUUAAUUAGGCAGGCCAUUCUCGAAUCUCCAGAAAAGCAGCUAACACUAAAUGAAAUCUAUAACUGGUUCACACGAAUGUUUGCUUAUUUUCGACGCAAUGCUGCCACGUGGAAGAAUGCAGUGCGUCAUAAUCUUAGUCUUCACAAGUGUUUUGUGCGAGUAGAAAACGUUAAAGGGGCAGUAUGGACAGUGGAUGAAGUAGAAUUCCAAAAACGAAGGCCACAAAAGAUCAGUGGUAACCCUUCCCUUAUUAAAAACAUGCAAAGCAGCCACGCCUACUGCACACCUCUCAAUGCAGCUUUACAGGCUUCGAUGGCUGAGAAUAGUAUACCUCUAUACACUACCGCUUCCAUGGGAAAUCCCACUCUGGGCAACUUAGCCAGCGCCAUACGGGAAGAGCUGAACGGGGCAAUGGAGCAUACCAACAGCAACGAGAGUGACAGCAGUCCGGGCAGAUCCCCUAUGCAAGCUGUGCAUCCUGUGCACGUCAAAGAAGAGCCCCUCGAUCCAGAGGAAGCUGAAGGGCCUCUAUCCUUAGUGACAACAGCCAACCACAGUCCAGAUUUUGACCACGACCGAGAUUACGAAGACGAACCCGUAAAUGAGGACAUGGAGUGAGCAUCUCUGGGCAGGCCAACCCCAAGAACGAAGAUUGGGGGGGAAAAACACGUCAAAAGUCAGCAGUGAAAUUGUUCUCCAUUUGUUGUACAGUCUGGAGGAUUUUCACUCCAUUCGGACAACUCUGAAACGUGUUAACUCUGAGUGCCAUCAAGAAUCCCAUUUGGGAGUAUUUUUGAUUUUUCUACUUUUUGUUGAAAAAAGGAAUUUGUACUCUGUGCAUUGGAUGGACUUGUUUGGUACUUGGGAUUUUCCUCUCCUCUAACAGUCAACAUCAGUGUUGUAAAUUUGCUAAACUGAUUCACUUUUAGCAGCAGACUUUGAACUGCCGUCCUGCCGACGUGGGACACCGAGGACACCCAACUGAGCAUGUGCGUCUAAGCUGCAGACCAAGCCUCUGCCCAGAAUUUAAGGAUUCCAAUGGACGACCUAUUUGCACAGUACUGCAUGUUGAUUAUCACUGCCUUUACUCCUUUUUUUUUUUUCGUUUUUGUUUUGCUUCCAGUUGGGAUGGGGAAGGCCUUUGUGUGUGUAUUGGGGGGAGGGGGUUAAAAAAGUAAUUAUCCCAAACUUUUUAAUGUAUUGCUUUUUUUUUUUUUUUUUUUUUUUUUUUUUUUUUUUUUUUUUUUGCUUCUACUAUACCAUUUUAAGUUCUGACCUCAGGCCUCCAUUUGGGCCCACGGCCUCCUGGAGGCUUAAAGUUUUCUGUACCUUGUGAUGAAUGUUAAUAGGUGUUUUUAUUAUACAAAGCUGAAUGUCAUUUCUCGUUUGUAGUUUUCUGUCACUCAUUCCAUUUUCCUUCAGACAUCACCACGUUUUCUCUAAAGUCAGAAAACAUUCCGUUUUGGUCUUUUUCAAAAAAGGUCCCAAAUGCUGCACUCUCUACACAUGAAGGUCCUCUCACACAGACCUGAAGUCCUGCCAGAAAGAGAAUGAAUGACAGAAAAAAAAAAAGAGAGAGAGAGAGAGAGACACCCUAGGAACAAUGCAGAUUCAUUCCACGAAGCAGUAUUGGAGGUGGGAAGGGGGUGGUUUCAGUUUCUUUUUUGUUUUGUUUUUUGCAGCUACCAUCAUUGUCAGUAAAUGCCACAGCAUUCUGCGAGCACAAGGACACAUAGGCAGCACUCCCCCCCCCCCCCCCCAGAUUCUCCUGCUAGACGGACAGUGUGGCUGUGGAAGGCUCUCCCUCGGGUAACCAAGUUGCCAUGGGCCACAAGCUCUCUGAUGUUAAAACCAGGCUGGGUUGCUUUGUUUGCAAAAUGGCCAAAAAGCUGGCUUCCCUGAGCAACUCUGCUGAAAAGUGGUUGGCGGCGCUGAAUUUAAACAUCAGUCCAGACCUGCUUGGUGGCAUUAAUCUGUUUGAAUGCAAAUUAGAUUUCAGAUUGAAUUUGUGAUGGAAGUUAAUGAGGACUGAGUUCAGCAAAUGCUAAAGUGUUAAUUUCAAACGUGCAAAUUCGGUACUGCAGUUGAGUUUGUUAUGCAAUAUUAUCCCACCAAGCCAGUAUCCAAAACUAACAGUAGAAGACAUCGAGGAGACGGGGGUGCAUGGCGCCCCUGAGCGUUUGGAGAAAGAAACGUGGCAUAUGCCGAACGUGACGGCCAUCGGUCAGUACAACCUCAGUCCUUAGGAACCCCUCAGUGCUUCCACUCUGCACCCACUUUCCUGUCACUCAUUUAUUUAUCUAGGACCGUAGCUUUUGUUUUAGUUUGAGAGCCUUUUGGAGCUUAAUUUAUAUUCUUUGUACCUUUUUUUCUAAAAUUACCAAAGAUAUUACACAAAGGUAAAUUAUGUUCUCUGUUUUAUGCUUUAUCUGAUGAAGCCAAAUAUCCUCUUAUUGUUGAUCAAAGGAGGCGAAAGAAUUUUAGAGGCAAUUGAUGAGUUAUAGGCUAUUGCUAACCUGAGAAAGAGAACUGCUCCUUCUUCAUAGAAUAAAUUUAGAAGACCAAGUAGGUAAUGGAACCAAAGUUGUUAUUUUUGUUAUUUUUUUUUUUUCUUGUUCUGUACCUCGACAGAGACCAAAAUUCCUAAAGAGAGAUUAUGGGGCUGCUGAAGGUGAAAAUGGGGCACAGUGUUACAGGAGCGAAAGAAGGAAGGGAGUCCCAUCUCAAAAACCUGAAUGGAUGCCACUGAAAAUUAGGGGUAACCAGUAAAGGAGACAGUUAAGAAAAAAUGUAAAGAAAACAAAAGCUUCUACAUUGGAACUAAAUCACAGGCACAUUUCUAGAAUACAUUUUUGUUUUUCUUUUUACAGAAAGAGGUAUGCCACUUUGGUUUUAAGGACCGUGCUAGGAUCACUGCAUGAAUUAUGCUUUGUCUUGGCAUAUAUCUUCCGGUUUUUGUUGGUUUUUUUUUUUUAAUGUUUUCCUUUUUCCUUCCUUUUUUUUCUAAUUAGGCUUUGGUCAGCAUUUUCCAUUGAAAGAAAAAAAAAAAAAAGUAACACUCCCGUCCACUCAUGAGCUUGGUACAAAAACUUCUUUGGCCAUUUCUUUUGAAGCUUCACUGUGCUUUCUGUAUAAAGGGCAGUCUGUGGUCACUCGAGACUUUUUUUUUUUUUUUUUUUUUUCUUAACUUUUCCAGGCAGCUUCAUGAUGUGCAGGCAGUAGCCAGACAGGGUCAUGGGAAGGGGGCCCUGUGCUUCUAAACUGAGUGGUUGCUGGUUCGUUUGGUAUUCAAAAGAGGAUAAAAAUCUGGUAGAUUAGUUCAUUCUCAGCAUGUGUAGCUAGACAUGAGUAAAGAUAACAGCAUGAGAAACUGUUAGUACGCAUACCUCAGUUCAAACCUUUAGGGAAUGAUGAAAAUAAAAAAAAAUACAUUUCACUCAGUUGCACUUAGUCGUAUGUCUUGCAUGCUUAGUCUAAAGACUGUAGCAAAAAAAAAAAAAAAAAAGAAAAAUUAGAUUUUACAUAUCUUUGCAGGUCUCCCAACCCUGCAGAAGAACCAAUUGAAAAAAAAAUUCUCAGGCUUUACAGCAAGCAAACUUCACUAUGAUUUUUACAAUUCUGAUUCUGUAUCCCUUGGGGGGGGGUUAUUCCAGUCGCUUCUUUAGGAUGGGGUUUAUUAUGUUGUACAUAUAUUCCAAUGUGUCUUGUGUGAAUCUUUGUCUUUUUUGGGGGAGGGCAGAGGGCGGUUCUUUUUUUAGAUAUUGUUCCUAAAAAGGAAUAAAUGCAUACACCUGUUUGUCAAAACACCUUUGCUUUUUGUGCAACUGCUUUAUAUUAACGAUACUAAAAAAAAAAAAAUAGCUUUGGGAAAAAACUACUGUAUGUAAUGGAAUUGCAGAAUUUGCUGCACAUGUAUUUUAUUUAGGUAUCCUUGCUUUAAGAAUAUUGGAUGACAUUUCCUGACAUGUGGGAGGGAGAAAUUCCCUAACCUUUUUUUUUUUCCUUUUAAAUUGUAACAUAGUUGACAGAUUUUUUUUUUUUUCUGUUCUCAUUGAUCAGAGCAUUUUGUACAGAUUCGUGUGUGUGUGCGUGCGCGUGUGUGUUAACCUGUUUUUUGAUACAUUCCUAUCCCUUGUGUUUAUCCCACCACUGCCUUCCUGGCUAUCUUAAACAAGUUCAUACAUUUGAAAAGAGAAAAAAAAAAUGCUGUUUAAAAAAAUGUUUUCUCCUGCUGCAGUAAAUAUUUUGCAUGAUGAAAUUCCAGGGUCACACUUUCAAAGUUUAUCAGUGAAGUAGUGAUUAAUAAUGGGGAGUUGUCAAAGCUAUUGAACUUUUUUGUAUAAAAAAAAAAAAAAAACUUUACAAGGUGCCAAGAUGUAAAGACAAUUUGUUACUUUUCCUUUUCCUUUUUUUUUUUUUCCUCCAAAGAAAAGCGUACAUUAGGGAGACAGUCCCUUGUAUCAGGCAAAUGCACUGUCAGGAAUGAGAAUCCAUCCUACUUGUCCCUAGAGUCUGUCCUUGUAAGACAAGUGACGCUGCCCGCGUUGAAAACCAGCAGUGAAAUGAAAUAUCAAAGCUUCUGUACACGAAGAGUGACCGCCAACCUUGCCACCCUCGGACAGCGCUAACAUUACAGCCAGCAUUCCGUCAGACCUAGGAAAGAAUACCUUGGAUUCUUAACCCAAAAUCUGAUUGAUGUAAAUCACUAGCUAUUUUAUUGUGGGGGGAAAAAAAAAGUUAAAAAAAUAUCUCCUCUCCUUUCCACAUUCCAGCUGAGCUCCGUUUCCAAGGGUACAAAGAAGAACAUGCUUGUAAGGAUUUUGAAUCUUUUGGGUACCUGUUGGUUAAUGGUAUAUAUACCCUCUUGAUAUUUUGGAUGUUUUUGAAUGUUGGUUUCGCUUUUUUUAUCCUGAGAAUGAGACUUAAAAUUCUAAAGGCAUUUUAUGGGGCCGGUGUAGUUCCCACGAUCUCUGCUACCCAGAAGCCUUGAUGAAGAUGGUCUAGUCCGGACUAUGAGCACGGUGCUUCGUGGAUAUGUGCUGCCAGUAACAAGAAUUUUUUUUUUUCUGUUUUGUUUUGUUUUGAUAAGGCAUAAAAGAAACUCAUUCCUUGACAUCAACUGUAAUUCCAUCAUUCCGUGUCUGUGGAUACAGACAAUAAAAAAAAAAAAAAUGUUGUGUAGUCAGUACUCAUGACUGACAUUAUAGCAUUCUCAAAUGCAAUAAAAAUGCUGUUUGUUCACACUGGUAGUAAAAA
This is a messenger RNA of Lynx canadensis (Canada lynx), 6773 nucleotides long. RefSeq names its product forkhead box P1 (gene FOXP1). The record is from RefSeq and is a predicted model, not a curated record. The transcript is spliced from 16 exons. Gene Ontology annotation, cellular component: nucleus. Gene Ontology annotation, molecular function: DNA-binding transcription repressor activity, RNA polymerase II-specific; RNA polymerase II cis-regulatory region sequence-specific DNA binding. Bases 96 to 2135 code for a protein of 679 amino acids. NCBI's taxonomy places the organism in Eukaryota, Metazoa, Chordata, Mammalia, Carnivora, Felidae. Gene Ontology annotation, biological process: regulation of transcription by RNA polymerase II.